This is a messenger RNA of Cercopithifilaria johnstoni, 1227 nucleotides long. Lineage: Eukaryota; Metazoa; Nematoda; Chromadorea; Rhabditida; Onchocercidae. The record is from the annotation of a GenBank genome assembly.
AUGAUUACAUAUAGUUUGCUUGUCAAUACACUAUUUAUGCCAAUGCAAGACCAUCUUACACUUAUGGUGAAUGGAUUUUUAGGAUUUGUAGAAAAUCAAAGUAUUUCGGAGGAGCGCCAGGCCGCUGAAGAGGCCAUCGAGGAGAACGAGGAAGAGCGCAUUCCUCACGAAUCAUUCUAUUCAGGCAUAUUGGAAGAAACUUUUCUUCCAGAAAAAUUCACUUCUAACAGUAGAAAUACACAAUUUGUUUCUUCUCCAACAACAUCACCGACGAUGAGUGUCACACCAAAUCGUUAUUUACGUGGCUGCAUUGACGUCUUCCUCUUCAUUCUGUGUUUGGCACUUAUAAUUUUACAAUUUGGCCUUCUAGACUUUUAUUACUUAACUGUUCUGAAGGACAAUAUCUGGUAUAGUUGGAUAGGAGCCGAUUCAUUCGUCAUUGUUAUUCUCAUAUGGCUCCUUGUUGUAGUGGUACGAAACAAUCAACAACAUAUGGAAGACGCUUGCUCUACAGAUGCUAAAGUCAAAUACACAUGGAUUGGAUGGUUUUUGUAUUCAACUGUCCUAGCUGGAAAGGUGGCCGUUUGCUUCCGUCUUUUCUAUACUCAGUUGCCACCAACGAAAACUGAUUCACAUGACAAAAUCUUGGAUGAUCAUCUAUUCCGUUUGGGUUUAUCACUUAGUGCGCCCAUUUUCAUACUUUUGCUUGAGUCGCAUCAUUACACAACAGUCAAUAGUAACCGACAGUUAUACCUGAUUUACCUUAUGACUGCCGUAACUUUCGACCUUAUUGACACCAUUUGCUUCCUCGACUUGCUCUGGCAAUCUUUCAAAAACAGCUGGGACCUGCCGUUAUGGCUUGAUAUAACUAUUCUCAUACUGGUCUGCGUCAAUUUGAUUUUGCCGGUUUUCACGUUGAUACGCUUAAGUUUCGGACGCCGUCUUCCACGUUUUGCACUUGUCAGCGAAAAGAUCUGGUCCCUCAUCUAUGUCUUAAUGGUAAACGUACCAUAUCUUGGAAUCCGCAUCUAUCUUUACGUGUUACUCGAGAUAUUAAAAGAUGGAAAACACUAUGAUGCAAGUAUUCUGAUGAUGAAGAACGUUACAAUGAUUUACUUAGCGAUCAGGGAUGUAUGGACUCGUUUGCAAUACUGGCGACAUAAGAAGCAUAUUAGUGGUUCUCGGGGAGAGCUGACUGCCCCUGGUGCAACUAAUGAUGAUAACUGA